CAAGCCGCUACCAAGAUCAGGCGAGAUUUAGUGUCCCGCCCCGAAGAUCCGGGAUUGAGAUUCCACCAGACUCGGGUCAUUCACCGACAGGUCACAUCAAUUCAGCACACCCCUUUGUUAAUGACUGCUUGACGGCCGGAUUGGUCUGGCAACAUACUCUUUUCCUGCAUGUAGUGGUGGUGCUGCUUGUUAGACCGCCCUGCCCCCAACCCUGUCGCCAUCUUUUGUUAAAUACCUAGGUAAAUAGCCUAGUUCACGGCAAGACAUUGACAAUUGUGUCCUUUCUGAGCAAGUUCAGUACCAUAAUUUCAUCAUGGCAGACUCGGCAGACACCGCAGUUUUGAAAACGCCCGUCGAGCAUCCUCUAGAGUCAAGUAAGCCCAAGCCGGCCAGUGAGCUUACCGACGACCAGCUUCAGAAGUACGAAUGGCUGUUGAACCAGGUCAAGCACUGGUCCCAGCCAGACUCGGGGGUCACGGUCCCCAAGGACGCGCCAAAGGAUCUCACAGAUGACGAGAGGCGCUGGCUCACAAGAGAAUGCCUUCUCCGCUACCUUCGCGCCACCAAGUGGGCCAAAGAGCACUCGGAGAAGCGUCUGAUAUCCACGCUGCUCUGGCGCCGCGAGUUUGGGGUCUACGAGAAGUUGACGUCGGACCACAUCUCGCCCGAGAACGAGACGGGCAAGCAGCUCAUCCUGGGCUACGACAAGGAGGGCCACCCGUGCCAGUACCUGAUACCAGGGCGCCAGAACACGGAGCCCAGCCACCGCCAGGUCGAGCACCUCGUCUUCAUGCUCGAGCGCACCAUCGAGCUCAUGCCCCCCGGCCAGGAGAUGCUGGCGCUGCUCAUCAACUUCAAGACCAGUGCCACCAGGUCCUACACGGCACCGCCGCUGAGCCAGGCCAAGGAGGUGCUCAACAUCCUGCAGACGCACUACCCCGAGCGCCUGGGCAAGGCACUGAUCAUCAACGUGCCGUUCCUGGUCAACGGCUUCUUCAAGCUCAUCAGGCCGUUCCUGGACCCCGUCACCAAGGAGAAGAUGAAGUUCAACGAGGACAUGAAGCAGUACGUCCCCGCGGAGCAGCUGUGGACCGAGUUCAGCGAUGGCUCUCUCAAGUUCGAGUACGACCACGCGGUCUACUGGCCGGCGCUCCAGAAGCUGUGUGAGACGAGGAGAGAGUCCGAGAAGAAGAGGUGGGUGGAGGGCGGCAGCGUCAUCGGCGAGUCGGAGCUGUACCUCAAGGGCGCCACCGAGAAGGGCGUGAGCAGCCUUGUCGACGAUGCGGCCGAUGCUGUCAAGGAGAAGCUCGCCGUCGGAGACGGUGAUGCGCAAACAGCAGGUAAUGGUGCAGUCGAGGAACAGCCUGCAGCAGUGGGCAGCGCGGCGUGAGAGACUGAGGUCGAGAAUAUCUGCUUGGAUUGGAGCCGGGACAUGUCCUCCAAAUGAAAUGUAAUAUGCUCACUGCAUACUGAUGAAGAAGAUUUCAAAGCGCGAUAGAUACCUCUCCCGUAAUUAGAAUAAGUUUAUUUUUAUUUUUUUCCCUCCG
Molecule: messenger RNA, 1547 nt
Organism: Diaporthe batatas
Lineage: Eukaryota; Fungi; Ascomycota; Sordariomycetes; Diaporthales; Diaporthaceae
Exons: 1
Coding region: 314-1390 (358 amino acids)
Molecular function (GO): phosphatidylinositol transfer activity
Source: RefSeq, a predicted model, not a curated record